Tetrahymena thermophila SB210 is the source of this 600-nucleotide messenger RNA. RefSeq names its product transmembrane protein, putative. The record is from RefSeq and is a predicted model, not a curated record. NCBI's taxonomy places the organism in Eukaryota, Ciliophora, Oligohymenophorea, Hymenostomatida, Tetrahymenidae. The transcript has 4 exons.
AUGAUGAAUUAUCCUUAAGAUAAUUAUCCCUACGACGCUGGUUUUAACAAUAAUAAUUAGCAUUAGAAUAUCGCAUACUCUCCUUUGCAAUAUGGAGUAACUUAAAAAGUCAACACUCCUGAUGAAGCUAAAGUUGAGAAACUUCUUCUCGUUAUAACUUGGGUCAGUAUUUUUAACUGCGUCAUGAAAAUGGACUACAAUGUAGCUAUUUAUUUAUUCUUAUACUAUAUUUGGGUAACAAGAACUAGCACAAAUCACUAUAAAGCUUUCUUAUUAGCUAACGCUGUCUUUAUUGGUCUUGACAUUUUAUGGUUUUUAAUUAACGUAAACUCAUGGGGAAGCGGAUAUGAAGACGAAAAACAUUUGUACCCUGUUUGGUUAAGUUUCAGACUCUACCGUAUUUUUACUUUAACAAUCAGUGCUAUUAUCAUCCUUUUGAAGAUUGCUUUAGCCUUAUUUUAAUACAAAGCUUUCUCUGCAACAUAACCCAAGGUUAAUCCUUAAUUCAAUCCUGCUAAUCCUGGAGCAGUUGGUGGCUAACUUUUCAAUCCUAGUGCCAACCCUAACACUUAUCCACCCUAAUAAAACUUUGGUUUUUGA